This is a messenger RNA of Myotis davidii, 3257 nucleotides long. RefSeq names its product WD repeat domain 64 (gene WDR64). The transcript has 26 exons. Bases 1 to 2982 code for a protein of 993 amino acids. Lineage: Eukaryota; Metazoa; Chordata; Mammalia; Chiroptera; Vespertilionidae. The record is from RefSeq and is a predicted model, not a curated record. Gene Ontology annotation, molecular function: protein binding.
AUGGAUUCCGGGAAGGAGAAGUGGCUCAACAAUGCACUUCAGGUGGUCAGUUUCAAGAUAGCCCUGAAGGGGUUCGAAAGGCUGGUCGAACGUACAGCGGCCCAGAAAAAGGAUGAGAAAGCGGGCUUGUUUACCCAAAAAGAAGACAUGAUUAACUAUGAGAAGUUCUUUGCGGAGGUGCAGGACCUCUUCGGCAUGGAAGUGAAGAAUCAAGACGUGAAAUGCUUCUACAGGAAACUCUGCAACAACCCUGAUGUGCCCACAGACUGGUGUGAGAUCUUUGGGUAUUACUCCUCUGAAGAAGACCCUCUUGCUUCCCAAAUGAAUGAAGAAAAUUUGGUUUUCCUUGUGUCUAGAAAACAGCGAGUCGUAAUUACAGGAUGUGACUACCUCUCUCAGCUGAAGCGAAUUGUUGCCACAACAGAAAGGACCAUCAUUGUGUGGGAUUAUAAAGCUCAAGGGAGCAGCCAGGAAAACUACUUCGUCAUAAAGCCGAUGGACCACUGCCUCCUGUGUGUGUGUGUGGUGCCCAUGUCCGACCAGCUCUGCCGCGAUGACAUCCUGCUGGGGGAUGAUGGCGGGUUUGUGAACAAAUUCACCGUGAAUACAGAGGACUUUGGGUUAAAGCAAACCAAGACCAAAAAAAAAGUACAAAAUCAGGUCUUAGACUCCAAGGACUUUAAAAGUGUUAAAAGGAAGCUACAUAAUGACUGGGUUAUGAAAAUUAAAUUUAUUUCAACCCUAAAUUGCUUUGGAUCCUGCUCCUUAGACAGUGUUCAUUCGUUAGUUUUGGAAUCCUUGAAGAAACUUGAGGAUAAUGGGCCUGUCAGGGAGUUUUCCAUGCCAAGAGGAGCGAACACUUUUUGCUACUGUAUAAAAGCCAAUGUCAUUGUCACCGGAGGAGACGACAAGGUGCUCCGGCUGUGGCACCCCAACAUCAGCACCAAGCCCGUGGGGAAGCUCGUGGGGCACAUGUUCAGUAUCACCGAGGUCGUCACCAACGAGAAGGACCAGCUCGUCAUCAGCCUUUCCUCGGCCAAGGUGUUCAGGGUGUGGGAUAUACAGACUCUGUCACUGUUGCAAGUCUUCCAUGACAGCCAGGGAGGACCCGGAGACAUGCAGAUCUACUCCAUGAUCUAUGACGCCAACCACGGCAUGCUCAUUGCCGACAUCAAGGUGUGGGAACUUGAGACUGGCCUCCAAAUAUACCAGAUUCUAGACCCUCACGGCUUCAAUGUUGAACUGACUUCCGCCGCUAUCGAUGACAGUGGAUUUCUGUUUGCCACAGGAGCGUAUAACGGAACCGUGAAGAUCUGGGACUUCGGCAGCGGGCAGGAGCUGAAGGUGCUGCCCGAAGGGAAGGACUGGAAGGAGGAGGAGCACUGGGUGAAGCACCUGGCGUUCCUGAAGGUGCAGGAGAAACACCAGCACCUGCUCCUCGUCUUGGAGCACAACGGGAAGAUCAAAAUGAUGCAGGGUAAAGAAAAUGAUAUUUGUCUCAUUGUGAUAUGGGAGCUACCUGAUGUUAUACCUGUCCUGCAAGAUGGUAAUCAUAUUGUGCGUCUGAAAACGUCUACUACAAACAGUAGUAUGGCUCUUCCCUUCCCAUAUGUUUCGCUGAUAGUUGAGAAAACCCAGUCUCAAGAUGUUCCUAAUCCUGCGGUCAGUUCAGAAGUGAACUGCAUUGAUAUAUUGCAAGUAGAAGGAUAUAAUUUGAUAGCCGCUGGGACCGUAAAUGGUGUGAUCAUCUUAUGGAAUUUUGUAACAUCCACUGUCAAAGAAUUGUACAGACCUGAAGAUUGCUUCACUGUGAAUCUUGACUUGGAUCCCAAACGCUAUAGAGUUAAUGACAUCACGUUCCUCUUCCGUACCCUUGAGUGUGCAAGGAAGACAAGUCAGGAUUCCGUAUGCUCUUCGUCCCAGUGUGACUCUAGUAAGGGUCCUCAGAGCAGCAAGGGAAGCAAGCAGAGCAUACAUGACGGCGAGGGCAAAGGUGAGCAAACGGAUAUCAUUGAGGGGGAGCAACAGCCAGCUGACAAAAAGCACGUUGCAAGCAUCGGUGUGGCCGAACCUCAGCCGCCUGUCCUGGUCACCGCUCACGAGGACGGCCACCUGCGCUUGUGGACUAUCGAGGGACGACUGCUAAAAGACAUGCUGCCUUUUACAAAACAUUCUGCCAUUUCCCUGACAUCACUGAACACCGAUUCCUGUUCCCGGAUCCUGCUGACCAGCAACGUAGAAGGACACGUGAUCCUUUGCAGUGUUAGCUCCUUCCUGGAUCCGCCUCAUGAUGAAAAGAAAUUCAAGCAGCUGCUUGCCUGGCGUGCUCAUUCUUUAGAAAUUGUUCAAGCGAUCUACGUAGAAGACAAACAACUGGUGCUGACAGCCUCUGUCGAUGGCUCCGUAAGGCUCUGGCAUGCCCUCAAUGGUCAUUACUGUGGGUACUUUGGACAGCGAAGGUCCUUUGACCUCGCACAGACAACUGAUUUCAUUUUGCCUUGUGAUGUUAAUGAGUACCCCAUAGAAAUAAAAGAAGAGAGCAAGUUCACAGAAAAUAAACAAAAAUAUGACUAUCCUCUGGUAUUUGACCGGCAAAGGUGGCAGAGACUGAGCUCCAUGGCUUUGCUUUUCAAACGGACGCCUUCCAAGCCCUUUAAAGUGGAGCAUGAUUUUAAGUUUUUCAAGUCUCUUUCUUCUCCCAAGAUUCGAAAGUAUGCCUUGGAAAGUUACUUGACUGAAAACAGAGAGGCGGGGAUUAUUUUUGGUUCUCUGCCCAUAUACAGGGUACCAAGCCCCACGAGUCUGAAAUUCCUUCCGCUCAUUGGCUCAGAGGUCAUAAAGGAAUCUUCUGACGCCUCUCCAGGAAAGAAGAAGGCAGGUCAUGUUCAACAUGAAAAACUGCAGCGGAGGAAAAGUCUGAAGAGGAAUUUAGUCCCACAGAUCAACCUGUCGCCUUUCUUCUUCCCAGUCAUCCCCAAAUAAGAGAAAAAUGAGAGCUGGCUGCCAGGGCCGAGCUGCAUAAAAGCACGGCCUGAAGGAGAGGUCGGGCUUUAGUUCAGGAUGAAAGCGAAGGUCCAUCAGACACUUGUCACCCUCUCUGUACCCUCAGACCCGCUGACGCCUGGAAAAGCUCAUUCGUGGAGCGCAGGUGGCCUCAUCUCUGAACGCCAAGCAAGCUGCCAGCAGCCAGGCGGCCAACAUCUGUCACCCAUUGAAAUGCACUUAAGAGACUGGCAGUGUUUCUUGUGUACCGUCGG